This is a messenger RNA of Eutrema salsugineum, 972 nucleotides long. RefSeq lists its product as uncharacterized. The transcript has 5 exons. NCBI's taxonomy places the organism in Eukaryota, Viridiplantae, Streptophyta, Magnoliopsida, Brassicales, Brassicaceae. Bases 1 to 972 code for a protein of 323 amino acids. The record is from RefSeq and is a predicted model, not a curated record.
AUGCGGAGAAGUAAAGGGAAAGAGAUAGUGAGUGAGGAGGAGACUGAGGAUGUUUCGACUGAUAUGGAUGUUAGAUUACAAGACGUAAGGAGAAAGAGAAACCAUAAAGGUGAUACUAGCGGUGAUAGAGCCUUGGAGAGACAACUUUGGUCCUCUGGAUUAGUGACUCUGUUUGAGAGUUUGAGUUCUAAGAAGAUUGGAAAUGUCGAGAGUGAUGUAACGAGGAUGAAGCAAGCUCGAGGAACAGAGGAUGUAGCUGAUGUUGCUGAGGACGGUCAGUCUGCUGCCAGUGAUGGUGAUGAUGUUGGUGAUGACAAUAACGAGCAGUCUUGGGUUUUAAAAAUGAAGGAAACAUCCGAAGAUUCAUUUCAGGUAGCUUGUUUGGUGAGGAAUCCAAAAGCUACCCCAACAACUCCCCGAGAAAUAAAGAAAGAACCAGAAGAGAAGACUCCAAAAUCAGGAAAACGUAAUGGCUCUUCGAAGAAAAAAGUGGGAAAAGAAAUUUUGGAUUUGAAGAAAAAGGAGGCGCCUGCAGUAUCUAUUUCUGAAGGUUUAGUAUCAUUUGGAGAACACUCGAAGGGAUUUGGUCUGGCAUUGGAUAAGCUACUUGCAAUGACAAGGAGGGAUGAUUGCGUUAUGAGACAGGAAUGUGUCGCUAUAGAUAAGCAUAACAUCUCCCUUGUGGCGUCUCAAAGAAGCCCUUACAUUGGCAACUCUGGCGUCAAACGCGUUAUGUUUGGGUGUCACCCAUCAAAUGAUUCAUACAAUCCCUUUGAGAAGGUUUUGGCAUCAAAGGUGGAGAAGCUUAUGGCGUUCAUUAAUCAUGAUAUGGACAACCCUUUACCUAGUAGCAAUGCAAAUUUAAAGUUUUAUGUUAAGAUCAUGACUCCUAAAGAACUUUGGCCGAAAACAGACCACGAAUUCGGGUGGCUAGGAGAUAUGCAUUUGUGCUCUGCAAUGCAUAUGCUUUGA